CAGCUGAUCGCGUUUCGUUAUUUCGUUACAAAUAAGACUGACGUAAGUCAACCUAUCAUAUAAAUCGGUACUUUCUUACCGAUUAUUAAAAAUAUGGGAAAUAAGAAGAAUUAAGAAUAAUCUAUAUCGUAAAUUAAUACAAAAUAUUAGAAUUUAUUUUAUUUAUCAUUUAUACUCUUCAAGAAAAGGUUAAGCUAACACGCAUAAAUUUGAACAAUACGUGAAGAAUUAUCAAAAAUAUUAUAUCAUAUUUCUAGAUAUGAUAUAAAUACAAUAAAAGUACUGACUUAAGAAAUACGAUGGGGCAAACUUUAUGCGAACCAGUAACAACUAAAAAGUCAGCAUGUUGUAGAGAUUCCAAUUAUCGCGUGGGUAGUUCUUGUAUGCAAGGAUGGCGUAUUAAAAUGGAAGAUUGCCAUGUGCAUAUUCUCUCUCUUCCAGAUGACCCAGGCACUGCUUUUUUUGCAGUAUAUGAUGGUCAUGGAGGUGCGGCGAUAGCUCAACAUGCUGGAAAAUAUCUUCAUGAAUAUAUCACCAAGCGAAGUGAGUAUAAAACAGGAAAUAUUGUCCAGGCUAUGCAACGAGGUUUCUUGGAAUUGGAUAAGGCAAUGCAAAAUGAUACGGUACUUAGAGAAGAACAAUCAGGAACUACUGUUAUUGCACUACUUAUUAAAGAUAAUAUUUUGUAUAGUGCUAAUGCAGGUGAUAGCAGAGCAGUGGCAAGCAUUAAUGGAAAUGCAGUCCCACUUAGUCGAGAUCAUAAACCUACAUUGAAAGACGAACGUGAUAGAAUCGAGGCUGCAGGUGGUUGGGUCGAAUUCAAUCGCGUUAAUGGUCACCUUGCCCUAUCCCGUGCUCUUGGAGACUUUAUGUUUAAACGUAACAAUCAUAUGUCACCUCAGAAACAAAUUGUAACAGCUUUUCCUGAGGUACAACAAUUUACUAUAACCGAAGAUUGGGAAUUUGUUGUCUUAGCUUGUGAUGGAAUUUGGGAUGUUAUGACGAGCGAGGAAGUAGUAAAUUUUGUAAAAACUCGUUUAGCUUGGUCAAAAUUCGUAGGAACCGAAAUGGAAGGUGUUAUGGAUCCUGAAGAAAUAUGCGAAGAAUUAAUGAAUUGCUGUCUUGCACCAGAUGCUUUAAUGGGUACUGGUUGCGACAAUAUGACAGUUGUACUAGUAUGCUUUCUUCAUGGAAAGCCAUAUUCGCACCUUAUUUCACGUUGUCAAAAAUCUAGUACAAAUUCUUAGUCAUUAUA
Molecule: messenger RNA, 1255 nt
Organism: Vespa crabro (European hornet)
Lineage: Eukaryota; Metazoa; Arthropoda; Insecta; Hymenoptera; Vespidae
Product: probable protein phosphatase 2C T23F11.1
Exons: 5
Coding region: 300-1247 (315 amino acids)
Biological process (GO): protein dephosphorylation
Molecular function (GO): cation binding; protein serine/threonine phosphatase activity
Source: RefSeq, a predicted model, not a curated record